Messenger RNA from Closterium sp. NIES-67, 899 nucleotides. Lineage: Eukaryota; Viridiplantae; Streptophyta; Zygnematophyceae; Desmidiales; Closteriaceae. The record is from the annotation of a GenBank genome assembly.
ACAUUCUUCUUGACGACCUUCCGAACGAGCUGCCGCCAUACCGAACGCACCAACACGAGAUCGUGGAAGAACCAGGUUCGAAGCCGACCUUCCGAGCACCAUAUCGGCUCAGCCCCACAAAGCUAGCCGACAUGAAGAAGCAAAUCGAGUAUCUCCCCGCAAAAGGACUCAUCCGACCAUCCACUUCGCCAUACGGUGCCCCAGUACUCUUCACACUGAAGCCGGAUGGAAGCCUGCGCAUGUGCAUCGAUUACCGAGUUCUCAACAAGCAGACCAUCAAGAACAAAUACCCAAUCCCACGAAUCGAUGACCUGCUUGACCAGCGUAGGGGAGCCACAGUAUUUUCCAAACUGGAUUUGCGGUCCGGAUACUGGCAUAUACGAAUGGCGGACAAUUCCAUCCACAAAACUGCCUUCCGAACUCGAUACGGGUCGUACGAGUAUCUGGUAAUGCUGUUCGGACUCACCAACGCACCGGCAACAUUCCAAGCUAAAAUAAACCAUAUUCUACGCCCACUCUUGGACGAAUGUGUGGUGGUGUACCUGGACGACAUCUCAAGUUAUCCAAGAGCGAAUUCGCCACGGCAGAUUCACAACGCCUUCCAUGUCCAACUUCUGAAGCCCUACCGAGACCCUAACACGGUCUUCACCGGACGCCAACCCCCACCGCCGCCGCCCGUCCUCGUCCACGAUGAACCCGAGUACGAGGUCGAGUCUGUGCUCGCACACCGCCGUCGUCGGAAUGGCACCGUGGAGGUUCUCAUUCGUUGGAAGGGUUAUGAUCCUUCUGAGGGCAAUUGGGUUCCUAACUCCGAGAUGGGUAACGGUCAUCAUCCUCAUCGCGAAUACCUUCAUAAUCCUGCUGUAAUCCCUUAAAGCCAAUAGCCUCGCGUGGCUAUA